Messenger RNA from Sorex fumeus (smoky shrew), 2560 nucleotides. RefSeq names its product diacylglycerol kinase alpha (gene DGKA). The record is from RefSeq and is a predicted model, not a curated record. Gene Ontology annotation, biological process: lipid phosphorylation; diacylglycerol metabolic process; intracellular signal transduction. Gene Ontology annotation, molecular function: calcium ion binding; ATP-dependent diacylglycerol kinase activity. The transcript has 24 exons. Bases 240 to 2459 code for a protein of 739 amino acids. Gene Ontology annotation, cellular component: plasma membrane. Lineage: Eukaryota; Metazoa; Chordata; Mammalia; Eulipotyphla; Soricidae.
GCGGGGUGCGGGCGCGGGCGGGCCGGCUGGAGGGGCGGGCAGCUGUGUCGUCAGAAGCGGGGCGGCCCUGUGGGCCUGGCCCGUCCCCUCCAGCCCAGCUCGGGCUCCCGCUCCCGCGCCGGCGCUUCAGCUCGGACCGCGCGUCCUCGCCACGCCAGACCAACUAUUUUAGGAGGAGACCCGGGCGCCAGAAGUACUACCUAGUUGCCUUUGUGAAAAUCCUUGAGAAUAGAGCUAAGAUGGCCAAGGAGAGGGGCCUAAUAAGCCCCAGUGAUUUUGCUCAGCUGCAAGAAUACAUGGAAUACUCCACGCAAAAGGUCAGUGAUGUCCUAAAGCUCUUUGAGGAAGGUGGAAAACUGGCGAAUUAUCUCCAAGGAGAUGCUAUUCAGUAUAAGGGAUUCCAGGAAUUCCUGAAAAUCUAUCUGGAGACGGAUAAUGUUCCUCAUUACCUAAGCCUGGCACUGUUUCAGUCCUUCCAGACUUACCAACCCAUAGAAGAAAGUUUGGAGAAAGAUGUGGUAUGCCUCAGUGAUGUCUCCUGCUACUUCUCCCUUCUGGAAGGAGGUCGGCCAGAGGACAAAUUAGAAUUUACCUUCAAGCUGUAUGACACAGACAGGAAUGGGAUCCUGGACAGCUCGGAGGUGGAAAAGAUCAUCGUCCAGAUGAUGCGAGUGGCUGAGUACAUGGACUGGGAUGUGUCUGAACUGAGGCCGAUCCUUCAGGAGAUGAUGAAAGAGAUUGACUACGAUGGCAGUGGUUCUGUCUCCCUGUCUGAGUGGCUCCGGGCUGGUGCCACCACAGUGCCCCUGCUGGUACUGCUGGGUCUGGAGAUGACCCUGAAAGACAAUGGCCAGCACAUGUGGCGAUCCAGAAGGUUCCCCCGACCAGUCUACUGCAACCUAUGCGAGUCGAGCAUCGGUCUCGGCAAACAGGGGCUGAGCUGUAACCUCUGUAAGUACAUCGUCCACGGCCACUGCGCCAUGAAGGCCCGGCCUUGCGAAGUCAGCACCUAUGCCAAGUCUAGGAAGGACAUUGGCGUGCAAUCACAUGUGUGGGUGCGUGGAGGCUGUGAGUCUGGCAAAUGUGACCGCUGCCAGAAGAAGAUCCGGAUAUACCACGGUCUAGCCGGGCUGCAUUGUGUGUGGUGCCACCUAGAGAUUCACGACGACUGCCUGCCAGCCAUGGGCCAAGAGUGUGACUGUGGCCUGCUCCGUGAUCACAUCCUGCCUCCAUCGUCCAUCUACCCCAGCGUUCUGGCCUCUGGAACAGAGCGUAAAAGCACCUCCGCUUUAAAGACAGACCAGAGGACCACGGAAGAUUUAAGUUUGAGCACCUUUGAAGCUCUUCGGAUUAACCCUGUUUCAAACACACACCCACUUCUGGUCUUUGUCAACCCCAAGAGUGGUGGGAAGCAGGGAGAGAGAGUACUGUGGAAAUUCCAGUAUCUACUGAAUCCUCGCCAGGUCUUCAACCUUCUGAAGGAUGGUCCCGAGCCAGGGCUCAGAUUCUUCAAGGAUGUUCCUGAUUGCCGAAUUUUGGUGUGUGGUGGAGACGGCACAGUGGGCUGGAUUCUAGAAACCGUUGACAAAGCCAACUUGUCUGUUUUGCCCCCUGUCGCCGUGCUGCCCCUGGGCACCGGAAAUGAUCUGGCCCGUUGCCUAAGAUGGGGAGGAGGGUACGAGGGACAGGAUUUGGCGAAGAUCCUCAAGGAUAUAGAGAUGAGUAAGGUGGUAUACAUGGAUCGAUGGUCCGUGGAGGUGAUACCCCAACACACAGAAGAGAAGAGCGACCCAGUGCCCUUUCACAUCAUCAAUAACUACUUCUCCAUCGGUGUGGAUGCCUCUAUUGCUCACCGGUUCCAUGCCAUGCGAGAGAAAUAUCCGGAGAAGUUCAACAGCAGAAUGAAGAACAAGCUCUGGUACUUUGAAUUCGCCACAUCUGAAUCUAUCUUCUCAACGUGCAAAGGGCUGGAGGAUGCUCUAACAAUUGAGAUCUGUGGGAAGCCCCUGGACCUGAGCCACCUCUCCCUAGAAGGCAUCGCAGUGCUGAAUAUCCCCAGUACACACGGCGGCUCCAACCUCUGGGGCGAUACCAAGAAACCUCAAGGAGACUCCACUCAUGGGAUCAACCAGGCCUUGGGCGCUACAGCAAAAGUCAUCACUGACCCUGAUAUCCUGAAAACCUGCGUCCCAGACCUAAGUGACAAGCGGCUGGAAGUAGUAGGUCUGGAAGGUGCCAUCGAUAUCGGCCAGAUCUAUACCAAGCUCAAGAGUGCUGGACAUCGUCUGGCCAAGUGCUCUGAGAUCACUUUCCACACCAGGAAAACCCUCCCCAUGCAGAUUGAUGGAGAGCCCUGGAUGCAAACGCCUUGUACGAUCAAGAUCACCCACAAGAACCAGAUGCCUAUGCUCAUGGGCCCACCCCCACGCACCUCCAGUUUCUUUGGCUUCUUGUGCUGAGGGGGACUCCCACAGCCUCCAAAGCAGUCUUGAACACACCUCGAUGUCCUUGGACUCGAGUCCUGAGGCUCCGCACCUUGCUACAUACCCUCCCGCCAACC